GAAAGGCUACGAUUUUUAUAAAGUUUGGUUAGGUACAGAGUAAAGUGCGGUUAUGUUGCAUGUGAAAUCGGUGCGAAACUGAGAAAUUCCAUAAAAUUGAAGACAUUUUGAUUAAAGUUCCCCACGCUUUGGGUUGUUUUGUUUAUACUUCGAUAUUUAAACAAUUAGAAACUGUAAAAUGUUUUAGCCUGCUUUCCAGCGCUUAUUAGGAAUGUGUAAUUUUAAUGAUAAUCAAACUAUAGAAAAUUACAGGAUUGUAAGUUCUGAGGCACUGCGUCUAUAAUUUGAGACAAAUCGUGUUUUCUUCAGUGUUUAUGAAUAUUCCAAAGCGCUGCAAAGUUUAAGGUACUUCGGAGGAUUUUAGUGGACUUCGUCAGAUACCCUUUAUUACAUGAUGGCAACUACUAAAGAGGAACUAGAAGUGAAAAACAGUAUCAAAGCCUUACUGACAUCAAGCCCUUGUGUAUCUACAAUAAGCAGUCUGCAAAAGGAGUACGCAGACUUGAUUGGGGAACCGAUACCGUACAAAAAAUUGGGCUAUAAUGGUUUGGAACAUCUUUUGAAAAGUAUUAAAGAUGUAUGCAUUGUGAGAGGAUGUGGGUGGUACGCUGAAGUCUACCCAGUUGUAACUGAGGACAUCGCCCAUAUUAACGAAAUGGUGACAAGACAAAAAGUAACUCCAAAAAAUCGCAAGUUUGCAAUGCCCAGACGCAGAUUUAGCACACCUGUACCCGUUUCAAAUUACAGUAGAAGUCCUUUCGCAUAUCAAAACAGCCCUAUAAACACAACACCAAAUUCUCGAAGUACCGUUAAGGAGAAUAUGGUGAACAACGCAUCUGGAGUGUGUGCAACCAAUACGGCUACUACCACCAUAAGAACCCAUGGUUUGACUGCUAAUACUGGCGCUACCACUCCAAGUUCAACUCCCCAGAGGAGUAAUUGUCAAAGAAAUCUAUCACAUAUAAACGAAAAUCCGAGUAGAUUAAUCGAGUUUAAGACGACAUUAACACGAAACUCGAAUCUACAAGUUGAUCAAUUAAAGAGUAAUGUGGAAAAAGAUAGUGGCCAUGCAGUACAGCACUCUCCCCAAAAUAGUAUUAAUAGAGAUGAUGCCCAAAGCAGCCAUAUGAGUUUCCAGGCAGUUAAGGAAACCUUUGAGGAAGAUAUUUCGAAUGUUCCGCAAAAAGUGCAAGAUAACUUAAAGACACUAAUCGCCCAAUAUCCAGAUGGAAUUUGGGCCAGUGAUUUGCCUACCGCAUACAUGAAAUUGUUUAAACGAGUUCUGUUCUAUAAAGAUUAUGGAUAUGUGAAUCUUGUGGACAUGUGUAUAGCUUUAAAGCACAUAUUUCAUUACAUUCGACCAGGACUUGAUGAUUUUAAGUUAUUUGAUAAGAGUAAACCGUUUCCGGAGUCUGCCGAGAAAUAUUGGACUAUAUCUAGCAGCGGACAAGCAGCAAAGAAGCCAUCACAUAUUGAACCGUUACCAGAUCUAGAUUGGUCUGAUUUUAAAGACCGAUUACCUAGUGACAUAUUUCCAUAUGGCCAAAUCAUACCGAAUCAGUUUUUACCCAAAUCGACUAGAGUUGGCGAUGUUUUCGACGCUGUGGUAGUAGAAGUAUACGAUCCGUCCAAAUUUUGGUUUUAUCUAGGCAAUUCUGUGAAUAAGACUCCUUUAGAUGAUUUAAUGGAUCAAUUACAGUAUUUUUAUAAUGACUCAACUAAUGCACAAGAGUAUGCUGUUCCGCGUGCUGUUAUUAAAGAAGGCCUUUAUUGUGUCCAAAUUAUUAUUGGAGAAUAUCAUCGCGCCAAAGUUAUUAGGGUUUUACCCCAAGAAGAUUGUGUACGGCUUUUCUUUAUUGACUACGGAAGCAUUUCUAAAGUUCCUAUGAAAGGGCUUUGUUUUCUACGGUCUGAAUUUGCUGCUCUUCCUGCUCAAGGUAUUCGAUGUAGAUUAGCAAACAUCGCUCCUGUGACAAAAGGAAUAACUUGGUGUCGAACUGCAGUUAAUACAUUUCGGGAUAUGAUUAAUCGCAAAGACACUAAAAUCAAAAUUAGCUACAUUGAUUGGCAGGAAGAGUUUGUAUGUGUUUUCCUUGCCGAUGUGACCGAGCUUAAUAAUGUGCAUUAUGUGAACGAGAAGCUAGUUAAGGAAGGCAUUGCUGUAUGGUGCGAAGAGAAACAACUAAAGCCGUUUUCGCUACCGAUUUUUACAAGCAAAGUGAAAAAUUUACAUCUUUUUCCAACAUACAGUGAAUUAGAAUAUGGCUUAGCUCCUAACUCCAAUGAAAUGUUCUAUUUGCAAGAAAUGCUUGUGCCAUUGCAGUUUUGUAUGCCCCAAUAUUUUAAACCUAUUCCACAGGUUUUGAAAGAGUUUGACUAUGAAAGAAAAAGCUUUGAAAAUUCCUAUUACAAAAGCCUAAAACGAAACCAUAGGCGAUUUGUUGCGUUAAACGUCAACAAGGUCGAGCUAAUAAGCAAAUCAAGAAAAAUCGAUUUAAGUAUUUUUGGAAAACUUAGCGGCAAAAUAGCUGAAUUCACUUUCCAACCGGAAAUGCUUCAUGAAGAAAAUGCCAGCUGUAAGAAAUCCGUAGAUGGGUUAGCCAUUAUUCGCAAUAAACGAAGAAAUUUUACGUGUCUUCAAUUAUGCCGGGAUAAUAAAGAACUUUCGGAGAAAAUUAUCAAGUUGAUAAAUAUUACGAAUAAACAGGAUGCCAGGUUGGAUUUGAAUGGUUCACCUAGUGUAAGCAGCCAGUCAAGCAGCCCAAAUUGUUCAGAACAUUCCAGUUCAUCACAAAAUGAAGAAAAUAAUUUUAAUUCAACAGUUAUAGACCAAAGCAAAACUCUGGACUAUUUUAAUGGAAUACAAAAUUAUGAGGAUUCUUUAUCACUUGGCUCUUCAGAUUUAAAUAUCUUCGAUAAUCCAAAUGCAUUUAACAGCGAAUGCUCAGGAUCAAACCAUCAGACAGGUUCUAAUAGCAGUUCACCUCUUAGUCCUGAAACGUUUUCUUCAAUAUUGCACUCAAAGAUAGAGAAUUGGAAGGAAAUUUCUGAUGAUUGCAAUGAAGACGAGGCCACUCAAACGUCCGACCCAUCUGUUGCCGCAUCUUGGCACCUAAAUAACCCCUUUCGAGAAUAUUUAAUGACUCCAGUCGAAGGGCAAAAUUGUUGUGCGACUAAUUCCUCAUCCAAUCAGGAAUCAAGCAUGAAAAAUACCGCUGCUUCUCGUAGUCUAUCGCUUGCAUCUCUAGUGUCUUCGGAAUCCGAUUACAAAGAGUUUGUGCCAAGAUCUGCACGAAUUUGUGGUGAUGAUUCUUCUCCAACGGCACUGGUACAAUAUAAGACACAAAUGCCCGAAAUCGAGUUAUGUGAUCGUAUAAACCAGGUUGAAAUUGCCCCGAUAGUGGAUCAGGCGAUCAGCUUGGGCGAGUCCACAGAGAUAUCUUCUAACGAAACCAUCGACUCAUGCAAUUAUCCUCUUAAUGCAUCGCUCAACUACUUAGCGCAAAUGCUUGAAUCAGCAUCACGCACAUCUAGGAGCCAAGGUACUGUUCAGUGGCCAUUAAUAGUUAUUUACGUAACCAGUAGGAUAUUAAUGUUAUUAACGCACGCAUUUGAAGAUUUGCACUAAUUAGUUUAAUCACAUAAGUGCGUUAAUAAUAUAAUAUCCUACGUGUUACGUACAAUAUCUACAACUAUAAC
Messenger RNA from Dendroctonus ponderosae (mountain pine beetle), 3699 nucleotides. RefSeq names its product tudor domain-containing protein 5. Gene Ontology annotation, biological process: spermatogenesis. Bases 392 to 3628 code for a protein of 1078 amino acids. NCBI's taxonomy places the organism in Eukaryota, Metazoa, Arthropoda, Insecta, Coleoptera, Curculionidae. The record is from RefSeq and is a predicted model, not a curated record. The transcript is spliced from 19 exons.